Molecule: messenger RNA, 1819 nt
Organism: Lucilia cuprina (Australian sheep blowfly)
Lineage: Eukaryota; Metazoa; Arthropoda; Insecta; Diptera; Calliphoridae
Gene: Dera
Product: deoxyribose-phosphate aldolase
Exons: 3
Coding region: 130-1092 (320 amino acids)
Biological process (GO): carbohydrate catabolic process; deoxyribonucleotide catabolic process
Cellular component (GO): cytoplasm
Molecular function (GO): deoxyribose-phosphate aldolase activity
Source: RefSeq, a predicted model, not a curated record
UAUUGAUAAUGCUAAUAAAAACAAUAUUUUUUAAGAUUAUUAACCAAAAUUUAUAUGUACAUAUUCUCCAUUUACAAUUAAGCAUUAAAAUAAAAUUAUCAAAUAAAAAAAUUAUAUUCAAAACACGCCAUGAAAACCAAUAAAAUCCUGCCCUUUGACAAUACUUUACUUAACAUCACCAUUUCACUAAGACAAUUGGAAGAAAUCUCUAAAGAAAUUUCCUCUCGUGGUCAAGUUACUGAUUUAAAUGAAGUUGUUUGGGCUUUAAAAGCAUUAACUCUUACCGAUUUGACUACAUUAGCGGGUGAUGAUACCCAGGCCAAUGUUGCACGUCUUUGCCAUAGAGCAGCCUAUCCCUUUCCACUACAUUUAGUAGAAAACACCAUAGAAGAGACGUUGCACAAACAAAUUCAUACGGGUGCCGUUUGUGUUUAUCCAGCACGUGUAGCUGAUGCACGUAAAACAUUUGAACAACUUAAGUGUUUCGAAGAUAUUCCUAUAGCUGCUGUAGCCACUGGUUUUCCUACGGGUCAAUAUGGUCUUAAAACACGUUUAGAUGAAAUAACAUUUGCAAUAGAAGCGGGUGCUCGUGAAAUUGAUAUUGUUAUUAAUCGACAAUUGGCUUUGACCGAACAGUGGCAGGCUCUGUACGAUGAAGUUUGUGAAAUGAGAAAGGCGUGUGGAGAGAGGGCACGUAUGAAGACUAUUUUAGCUAUUGGUGAAUUAGGUUCAAUGGAAAAUGUCUAUAGAGCAUCCAUGGUUUGCAUGAUGGCUGGAGCGGAUUUCAUUAAAACCUCCACCGGCAAAGAAUCGGUAAAUGCCACUAUACCCGUAGGUUUAGUUAUGAUCUGGGCAAUUCAAGAAUUUCUACGAAAAACUGGGCAAAUAGUUGGUUUAAAACCAGCCGGUGGUGUGCGUACUGUACGCGAGGCAAUAUCUUGGAUGACUUUAGUUAAAGAAACUUUGGGUACGCAAUGGCUGCAACCAGCACUCUUUCGUUUUGGAGCCUCUGGUCUGUUAGAUGACAUUGAAAAGGUAGUACGUAAAGGCUUGGCGGGACAAGAUAUACAAACUGCUGCUGCAGCAUAUUAAAAUUAUUUUAUAUAUGUAGUAACAAUUGCAUUUAAAUAAAAUCUAACAAAAUACCUAACUAUUUAUCUAUUGUAAAGAAAUCAUUAAGAGGAUUUAUUAUUUGGACUCUACAUUGUACAUUUAAUUAAUUUAUUUAUUUAUUGACUUAUUAAGCUCGGUUUUAAAUACUAAAUACUCUAGUUUAAAAUCUUCUUAAAUUUGUAAAUUGUGUUAUUAAUGGUAUUUGUAGAGCAGCAGCUGCUAUUAAAUCCUCCUCUCCUUGACUGUUGUAAUCAUCAUUUUGGUUCUCGACUUCUGACGUAGAUUUAUCUAAUUUAUUGGUUCGGUCGGGUACUUUCAUGUCUACCGCAAAGAAUGUAUCGUCAAAAUUUAUACGAUUACGUUCAUCGUUUAUAAGGUAUACAUCUUUGGGAACAUUAACCGAUUGUUUAUUGCUGGGGGAAGAUAAUUGCUUUUCAUAUGCAUUCAACCAUUUGAUAUUGAUGUGUUUGGCAGAUGAAUUAAACUUUUUUGGUAAUGCUUUCUUGGGCUUAACAUCAUAAAAGUUUUCUUGACUUUCGCCCUCUUUAGGCGGAGGCGGUGGUGUAAAAUGUUCCAUUUUACGGCUUUUUUCAUCAAGUUUGGUGUGUUGAGCAUCGCUUUCAUCGUAAUCAAAGAGUGGUAAAUAAAAGUUAAAGGGCUGAUUAGCAGGAGGCUGCAUAAAUUGUAUGGGUACGGCGACUUGUUG